AUGGAUUCUUGUCACGAUUUUUUACCUCAAAUGAGUCUCCAUACAUGAGUAUGUCGUAAAAUUGGAACUCUUUCAAUUUACAAUAAAACUUAGAAAAUUUUAAUAAAAUAUUUACAUUUUACAAUAUAAUACAUUAUUUAUGCAUUACUAACGAAGGAAUUCGCGUAAUUGUUUCGGUUUACGACAUGCCGCAGUCGUCAAACAACAAAUGGAGAGAGGAAGAAGGAGGGGUCGCUUCGUUUCGAAGCGCAGAGAACGACAAUACGAGUCUGUUAUAAGGGCCAGCAGACAGAGGUGGGAAGGCUUGAAACUUAACGAGUGUCAUAGUUAUUCACGCAACAAUCGAAGUGAUUCGGAUCCGGGGGAUUGUGUAGGCCAUGAUCGUGACGUUGAACAAGAUGCUGAGGACGUUCCAGAAGAGGCUAUGGAGAUUGUUUAUAGCGAAAAUAUAAAAGACUCCCCCCGUCUUGAGAGAGAAUGGAGAUGUGGCCGCCGUAUCAUUGAACUAGGGGUACUGGCUGAUGGUUUGUCUUCCUGCAAAAAAUGUGGCCAACCACUUCAGCUUUCCAACUGCCAUGGAAUCGUAAACUUUGGUCUCUCAGCUAUCCUAAAAAUCCCUUGUUUGAAUACUGCAUGUAAGAUGGUAAACAAUGUACCAACAGGGAAAAGACACAAUAAAAUUUGGGACGUAAAUACCAAAUUAGCAGCAGCUGUCCAGCACACUGGAAUAGGUUUUGACCAAAUAAGUGGAAUACUGGCUGAGCUGAACAUGCCACCCAUCAGCAGAACACUGCUCAGUAGUCGACAAGAAGAGAUUGGGAAGGCUACUGAAAGUGUUGCUUCUUUAUCUCUCCAACAAGCCCUAGAAGAAGAAGUUUUAGCGACAAACAUAAAGAAACAGUCAUCCAGCAUAAGUGUCAGUGUGGACGGGGGCUGGCAAAAGCGUGGAAGUGGCCGCUCCUAUGAUAGCCUCACAGGCCAUUGCUCAAUGAUGGGUGCUUGUACAGGAAAAGUCAUUGACUACAGUGUUCGCAAUAAAUCCUGUAAGAUUUGUGAAAAUGCAGAAAGAAAGAAAACCUCUCCUGCUCCACAUGAUUGCACAAGAAAUUGGACAGGAAGCUCAAAGUCCAUGGAGCCAGACAUGGUGGUAGAUAUGGUAGAAAGGACGCUAAAUAAAGGAGUAAGGAUGGAGGCCGUGAUAGGGGAUGAUGAUACUACUGCAAUAUCUCGUAUCAACAGUGAAUUAGAUGCAAACAUUAGAAAACAGUCUGACAAGAACCAUGUGAAAAAGAAUGUUGCAAACUCCUUGUACAAUCUUCAGAAAACACAUAAAAACCUGUCUACAAAAGUUAUCAAGUACAUCCAGAAGUGUUUCAAUUACAUGGUUUCACAGAACCAGGGCAGCCCAAGUGGAAUUGAAAAAGGAUUGACAGCACUGUCCUCCCAUCCUUUUGACAACCAUAAUGAAUGUGAUAAAGUUUGGUGUCACCACAAAAGGGAUCCAACUAAAAAAUUUACAUCACUCCCUUAUGGUCGACCUUUGGAAAAUAAAGAUCUGCAGCAAGACUUGGAAGACAUCUUUAACAAGUUAAAGAAACAUUCCCAGAAAUUAGCAAACCUUGGCAGCACCCAACAAAAUGAAAGUUUUAAUAAAACUGUGGCAUCCAAGGCUCCAAAGAAUCGUCUUUUUAGCAGGACCAUUACCUACAGAGUAGCUGCAAGUGUGGCACAAAAAAAUAUUGGUCAAGGCUAUUUGAUGCAAGUUAACAAGAAAAUUGGUAUUUCUCCUGGAGCCUAUACAAGGAGGUUGGCUGUUUUAAAGGACAGAAUUAGGAGACGGAAAAAAGCCCUGUCCAUAACCAAAGAAGCAAAAAUGAGAAGACUGCACCUAAAAGCAGAGAGAAAGCAAAUGACAGCAGCCAAGGAGAUAAGAGAAGGUUCAACUUAUUGCUCUGGAAUAGCCAUGGCCGCCAGUAUUGAUGCCUGUGAAAUACCACCGCCUAUAAGUAAAGCAUCCUUCCAGCCAGUCGAAAAUUUGAGUGAUUAUCCACAAGUUUACUUUGACCUUGAAUCAACAGGACUAGCCAGAAGCUCAUACAUCACCCAAAUUGCUGCUGUAUGUGGGUCGGACAUGUUUUCCCAGUACAUUUUACCACAGGUCCCAAUCACAGACAAGGCCACAGAAAUUACUGGAUUAAGAGUUUUGGGUGGGAAAAUGUUUCAUGGUGAUGAGGAAGUAAAUGCUGUUCCUUUGGUGGCUGCUGUUGAUGCACUACUGAAUUUUUUCACAAAAUUCCAGUCAAAAAUUAUCUUAGUUGGACAUAAUGUGAAGUCCUUUGACUGUCAUAUUUUUAUAAAUUCUCUACAGAAUUGUUGUAAAACCCAGGAAAUUGGUAACUGUGUUGCAGGGUUUGUUGACACAAAACAGCUGUUCAAAGUAUUUGAUCCCAAUGUGAGUUCAUUUUCAUUACCAAAUUUGUACAAGCAUUAUAUUGGUGAAACGUACAAGGCUCAUGAUGCACUAGAGGAUGUUUUAGCACUACAAAAGCUAGUUAUUUCUGUAGGUGUGGAUUUAGAUGAUCCAAAGUAUUUUUCUUCUUCGUUCACAUUUUCAAAUGCAGUUGAUAGCUAUUUUUAUAGUUCUGAAGUGCGCAAGAAUUUACCUUCAUUAGAGCAUUUGAUUUCAGAGAAGAUAGUCAGUAGACACAUUGCAAACAGGAUUGCAGGGAGUGGACUUUGUUUUAGAUUUUUACAACUUGCAUAUAACAGAGACUGUAAAGAUGGAAUAUACCAUCUCCUUUCUGAAAUUGUGAAAAAAGGUCCACGUGUUACAAAAUCUUUUAAAAUAUGUUCAUCUUUAAACAGAUAUUUUGCAUCAAAAUGUGAAAGCUAAGUUUCAGUGACUCAGCUACAUGUCCAUUUACUGUAAAAUCUUUUCAUUAUUGGCAUUACUUGUGAACAUGCAUGUCCAUUUGAUUUCAUUCUGAUCCUUGUAGUUGUAGUUAUACAAAGUUAUUUCCAU
Molecule: messenger RNA, 3022 nt
Organism: Saccostrea cuccullata (small rock oyster)
Lineage: Eukaryota; Metazoa; Mollusca; Bivalvia; Ostreida; Ostreidae
Exons: 9
Coding region: 209-2893 (894 amino acids)
Biological process (GO): DNA catabolic process
Cellular component (GO): cytoplasm
Molecular function (GO): 3'-5'-DNA exonuclease activity; nucleic acid binding
Source: RefSeq, a predicted model, not a curated record